Messenger RNA from Rotaria sp. Silwood1, 510 nucleotides. The record is from the annotation of a GenBank genome assembly. Lineage: Eukaryota; Metazoa; Rotifera; Eurotatoria; Philodinida; Philodinidae.
AUGGCACAUUUAGGUUAUUCUGUAACUGAAACAAUUUAUCAUAAACAUGGCCAAAUUAUAAAACUUGUUUAUGAUUAUGAAGAACUGCAUGAAGAGACUGAACUUGAUGUAUCAAUAGAAGAACCAAAUCUUACUCAACAAAAUAGACGUUAUGAAGUAACAAUUAUGCGUGAUGAAUAUGAACGUAUGGCUCAAACACAUAAACUUGAUGAAGAUACUUUACCAUUUGAUAUUUUUGUACGUAUUGCACGACCAAUUAUGAUGGGAACAUAUGUUGGCAAUGAAUUACAAGAAGUAUUUAAUAUACUUGAUAAAGAUCAAUUAGGUGCAAUUGAUAUCGAUGAAUUAUAUGGUUUUUUACCAAUUGGUCGUUCUAAUAUUACUAAGGAAACAUUAUUACAUUAUAUAGGUAGUGAUAAUAUCGACACCAAACAAAAACUUAAUUUUGAUGAAUUUACAUGUAUGAUAUUACGUGGUAUUGGACGAGAUAUUAUAUGUGGUAAUAUCUAG